Molecule: messenger RNA, 1344 nt
Organism: Acaromyces ingoldii
Lineage: Eukaryota; Fungi; Basidiomycota; Exobasidiomycetes; Exobasidiales; Cryptobasidiaceae
Exons: 6
Coding region: 18-1106 (362 amino acids)
Molecular function (GO): electron transfer activity; copper ion binding
Source: RefSeq, a predicted model, not a curated record
ACCAUCAUCUCAUCAACAUGCUUAGCUGGCUCAUCAAGACGGGCAUCGUUGGGCUCUGCCUCCUGCAGGCCGCGAUGUGCGCCGACAUUGCCAUCCAGGUUGGACAGGACAUGACGGGCCAAAGCGUGCUUCAGUUCUACCCAAACACGACGACAGCCAAGCAGGGAGACAAUCUCGUCUUCCAUUUCCACAGCUCGACACACACGGCCACGGGAGCAAAGGGCAACUCGGCCGCUGAUGCCUGCUCGCCAGGCACCUUUGGCGAGCAGACGGUGCAGGCCGACGGCUCCACCUACACCUACCCCGUGACGACGACGGACCCCCUGUACUUUAUGUGCCUGCCCCACUGCUCCCUCGGCAUGGUCAUGGUUGUCAAUCCUGCCGACCAGUAUGCCCUCGGAGACUAUGUUGCUGCAGCCACCGGCCAGCCCGCGCCGGCUCAUGGCAGCUCCAGCAGCAGCGGCUCGGUCAGCAACGCCGUCGAAGAGAAGUUCAACAAGGUCCGCCGCAUCUUCCUUGUCCACAUGCUCUUCAUGAUCAUCGGCUGGAUGCUUCUCAUCCCAAUUGGUGCCCUCAUCGGCCGCUACAGCCGACUGCGUUACGACUGGGUCCCUGCGCAUCGUGGCGUGCAACUCUCUGCCUACCUCUUCGUUUUCAUCGGCUUCUUCCUGGCCGUAGCCGGUGUCUCCACCGCCGGAGGACACCACUUUGCGACGCUGCACAUGGAGCUUGGACUUGCGCUCUUCCUGCUGCUCUUUGUCCAGCUCGUGCUGGCCCAGGCCGGUCGCACGCUCAACAAACGCCGCGGCAACCGAUACCUGAGCUUUGUCCACAUUGUCACCGGCAUCGUCCUCUUUGCGCUUUCGGUCUGGAACGUGCACGAGGGCUUCAAGAUCUGGCCCGCGAUCAACCAGGGUCCCAAGUGGCAGCCGCCCCGCUAUGCCAGCUACAUUAUAUACGGCUGGACGGGCCUUAUUUUCCUCCUCUACGUCGGCGGCUUCGCGCUCUUGCCAAAGGAGCUCAAGCGUGGCCGAGAGGGCAAGCACAACCCGAGCGAGUCCGUGGCGAGAGAAGACAAGCCCCUCACCCAGGAAGCAUCUUCCUGAUUCCCCGUCCUAGCCUUCACAUCUCAAGAUCCCCGAUAAGAUUGUCAAGCGUGCGCGAAAGAUAAUGUGUUAAUCCCCCUGACUUCACCGGUACACUGGACGUAGGGUGCCUGUGAGGUUUCCGGUGUGCAGAGGAUCGCGGAACUGAUCCGAGUCGCCUCCUCUCUUGCCCUUCUACCUACCUCUUGUCUGAGGUAUGCUAACCAGAAAGCUUUCCUUCGAAACAACGCAGAGAGCC